This is a messenger RNA of Colletotrichum chrysophilum, 1701 nucleotides long. RefSeq lists its product as uncharacterized. The record is from RefSeq and is a predicted model, not a curated record. Gene Ontology annotation, molecular function: sulfuric ester hydrolase activity. The transcript has 2 exons. Lineage: Eukaryota; Fungi; Ascomycota; Sordariomycetes; Glomerellales; Glomerellaceae. The coding region runs from base 1 to 1701 and encodes 566 amino acids.
AUGGCUCCCGACCUCAACUCUCUCCCCUCCUCGCCUCUGGCCCAGCCUAUUGGCAAGUCGGCCAACGCCAAUGGCAAUGGCGCCGCGCCGGCCAAGCAGCCCAACAUUCUCUUCAUCAUGGCCGACCAGCUCGCUGCUCCUCAACUCAAGAUGUACAACCCGGAAUCUCAGAUCAAGACCCCAAACCUUGAUGCCCUAGCUGCCCAGUCCGUCCAGUUCGACUCGGCCUACUGCCCUUCACCACUCUGCGCGCCAUCCCGCAUGAGUUUGAUCUCAGGACUUCUUCCCAUGAAGAUCGGCGCGUAUGACAACGCUGCUCAGAUUUCCAGUGAAAUUCCUACUUACGCCCACUACCUGCGGUUGAAGGGCUACCAGACGGCGCUUGCUGGCAAGAUGCACUUCAUCGGAGACCAGCUGCACGGCUAUGAGACCCGCCUCACCAGCGACAUCUACCCAGGCGAUUUCGGCUGGGCCGUCAACUGGGAUGAGCCCGACACCCGGCUUGAGUGGUACCACAACUCCAGCUCCAUUCUUCAAGCCGGCACCUGUGUGCGAAGCAACCAGCUGGACUACGACGAAGAGGUCAUGUACAAAUCCUCCCAGUUCUUGUACGAUCACGUUCGGGAGGACCCCGAGAAGAAGCGGCCUUUCGCUCUGACGGUGUCCCUGACUCACCCUCACGAUCCGUACACUAUUGAGGAGAAGUUUUGGGAUCUCUACGAGGACGUUGACAUUGCACUUCCAAAGGUCCGCAUUCCCAAGGAAGAACAAGAUCCCCACAGCAAGCGCCUCAUGAAGGUCUGCGAUCUUUGGGAUUACGAUUUCACCGAUGAGCAAAUCAAGCGGGCACGUCGCGCUUACUACGGAGCUGUGAGCUACGUCGAUGACUGCGUUGGAAGACUUCUGUCCGUGCUCAAGAAGUGCGGUCUAGAGGAUGACACUAUCAUCGUUUUCAGCGGCGACCACGGCGACAUGCUUGGCGAGCGUGGGCUGUGGUACAAGAUGAGCUACUUUGAGUCGUCUGUCCGAGUGCCCCUGUUCGUCCGCCACCCCAAGCAGUUUGAGCCUCACCGUGUUACCAAGAAUGUCUCAACACUGGAUAUUCUCCCCACGUUGUGCGACCUGGUUGGCACUAAGCCUUUGCCCGGUCUGCCGAUGGACGGAGUUUCACUGCUUCCCCAUCUUCAGGGCAGGGAGGGCCACGACAAGGUUUACGCCGAGUACACCGGCGAGGGAACCGUCAGCCCACUGAUGAUGAUUCGCGAGGGUCCCUGGAAGUACAUUUACUGCCCAGCCGAUGGCACGCAGCUGUUCAACCUCGAGCACGACCCCUUGGAGCUCGUCAACUUGGCAUCCGGCAAGGCCCCGAAAGCCAUUGAGGCGGAAGCCAAGGCCAAGCUGGAGGAGUAUGCCACCGAGACGAAGGGCAAGUGGGACUUUGACGCCAUCACCGAGGAGGUCCUGCAGUCUCAGCGCAAGCGCCGCCUUGUGUGGUCUGCUCUGACCAAGGGUGCUUUCACCAGCUGGGACCACAACCCCGAGGACGACGGCAGAACGAAGUACAUCCGUUCUCAGAUCCCCCUCGACGACCUUGAGCGCCGCGCCCGCUACCCGGCUGUCGACACCUACGGCAGGGUGAUUGGCUCCGCCGUCGCCGGACACCGCGUUUUGGUUGACCAAGCUGGUUCUCAUGGCCAGUAA